CAAACAGAGCAAAAUUAGAGUUUCUAUUGGACACAUUCAGGUAGGUCCCUCCCCGUUUCGUUUGCUUCCAUUUUAAGAAACGUUUUGCAACUGAUUCGCCUAAAUGAAUAAGCCACUUUUUUUAACCGGAGGAGCUAGCCAGAGAGCAGAAAACAACAACAGCAGCGUGAACGAGGCUAAACAACGGGCUAGCUAGCUAGCUACAUGAAUAGCGACAACAGCGACCAGGAUUUGUCAAACGCAAUGCCCUUAGUUAUCUUAAUUAUUUGUCUUCUAGUCGGAUAAUGUGAGUAAUGUCAUUUUAAGCUUGGACCAAACAUAUUUGCUGUUGCAUAUCGCUUUGCAUUGACAUUACGAACCUUACUCGAGAGCAAGCUACCUAGCAAUCGACGUCUCUCUAUGUUUGAAUAUCUUCCGGCGGCAGCAGCGGUGUCAUGAACAGUGGACUCCCAGCUUCAGCUGCUCCACUCGGGGGUGUCGGAAUACCCUGCGUCAAGGUGAAGUUCUGCCGAUACUACGCAAAGGAUAAGACUUGCUUUUAUGGGGACGAGUGUCAGUUUUUGCAUGAGGAGCCUUCUAUGGCAAGCAUGUCCCUUCACAGUGGAGCAAGUCCUGUCCCUUUAUCCAUGUCUGGAGGAGCCGUGACGUAUCCGCUUAGUGCACCCCCGGCCUGCCCGGUUGGGGUACCGAACGUCCCCAAAAAGGGCGACUCUCUGGGGCCUGCAGGCACGGUUCUGGAGGGACAGAUGUUAACCAUCCCUGGGAUGGAGAGCGGGACCCUGAGCGAUGCCAAUCUGACCAACUCCUACUUCAGCAGCAGCUUCAUUGGGGUCAACGGCUUCGGGAGCCCGGCAGAGUCUAAAUACUCUAUCAUGCAGAGAAUCACCAACAGCAGCAGUUCUCCCAGUCUCCUUGACGACGGUGCCAAGAACUUCAGCCACAGCGCUCACGAUCCAGGGAAUUCCCCCAUGUCUUCACUCUUCAGUGACUUUGGUGCUCUGAGCAUAUCACAAAGGAGAAAGGGUCCUAACCCUACAGCCAAUGAGUUCAUCCCUAAGGGGGUUCCCCGCAUGGCCACUAUGGUCCAGUCCAGUGGUCCGGCCUUCCCAUCGCCCCUCUUCCCCCACCUCGGCCUCAGCAACUCCACCGCCCUCGCACCUGGGAUGUCUCUCUCUGCGGGGUCCACACCCCUCCACUCCCCUAAAAUCACCCCCCAAACCUCACCUGCCCCUCGCCGGCGUAGCCACACCCCCAACCCCAAUAACCCCAACCCAGCCAACUACAUGGUGUCCACCAGUGUGUCUGACCAGGGGGCCCACAUCAUCCAGAAGGAGACGGUGGGGGGGACCACCUAUUUCUACACGGAUAACACCCCCGCUCCCAUGGCCGGGAUGGUGUUUCCUACCUACCACAUCUACCCUCCCACUGCUCCCCACGUGGCCUACAUGCAGCCCAAAGCCAACGCUCCGUCCUUCUUCAUGGCUGAUGAGCUCCGACAGGAGCUGAUUAACAGACAUCUGAUUACCAUGGCUCAGCUUGACCAGUCAGAGAACACAGGUGUUCCAUCUGAGGUGGAUAGCUACCACAGCCUGUUUCCCCUGGAGCCUGUCCCCCCUCCCAACCGCCUGCAAAAGACCAGCAACUUCAGCUAUAUCACUUCCUGCUACAAGGCUGUCAACAGCAAGGACGACCUACCGUACUGCCUGAGGAGGAUACAUGGUUUCAGGCUGGUGAACACAAAGUGUAUGAUGCUGGUGGACAUGUGGAAGAAGAUCCAGCACUCCAACGCUGUUACCCUGAGGGAGGUCUUCACCACCAAGGCCUUUGGAGAUCACUCGUUGGUGUUCUCCUAUGACUUCCAUGCGGGGGCAGAGACCAUGUUCAGCCGGCACUUCAACGACCCCGCGGCCGACUCCUACUUCACCAAGAGGAAGUGGGGACAGCACGAGCCCACUCCACCGCGGCAGCACGCAGGUCUGCUCCCCGAGUCUCUGAUCUGGGCCUACAUCGUCCAGCUAAGCUCAGCCCUCAGAACUAUCCACACUGCUGGUCUGGCCUGCAGGGUCAUGGACCCCAGCAAGAUCCUCAUCACCGGCAAGACCAGGUUACGAGUGAACUGUGUCGGGGUGUUUGACGUCUUAACGUUUGACAACAGUCAGACCAACCAUGUGACCCUCAUGCCACAGUACCAGCAAGCGGACCUGAUAUCCCUGGGGAAGGUGGUGUUGGCCCUGGCCUGUAACUCUCUGGCUGGCACUCAGAGAGAGAACCUGCAGAAGGCCAUGGAGUUGGUGUCUAUCAACUACUCAUCAGACCUCAAGAACCUCAUCCUGUAUCUGUUGACAGAGCAGUCUAGGCUGCGCAGCGUUAAUGACAUCAUGCCCAUGAUUGGAGCUCGCUUCUACACACAGCUGGAUGCAUCACAGAUGAGGAAUGAUGUCAUCGAGGAGGACCUGGCGAAGGAGGUCCAGAAUGGUCGUCUCUUCCGUCUGUUGGCCAAACUGGGCACCAUCAACGAGAGACCAGAGUUUCAGAAGGACCAUACGUGGUCUGAGACGGGGGACCGGUACCUGCUGAAGCUGUUCAGAGACCACCUGUUCCACCAGGUGACAGAGGCUGGAACCCCCUGGAUAGACCUCAGCCACAUUGUUUCCUGCCUCAACAAACUGGAUGCGGGCGUGCCUGAGAAGAUCAGCUUAGUGUCUCGGGAUGAGAAGAGUGUUCUGGUGGUGACCUACUCGGACCUGAAGCGCUGCUUCGACAACACCUUUCAGGAGCUGCAGCAGGCCGCUGUCGGACCGCUGUAGCGCCCCCCCCACAGGCAGCGGGGUGGGGCUGCCUGAACCGUACAGCACAUUAUUGCACUACAGCGGAGGACCAGGCGCAUAGUGAUGACAUCAGCGUGGCGAGAGAGGCAGAGGGGGUGGGACUUGCUGGACCUCAGUCACAUACACUGUCUUGGCAACCAGGAAGGCUUUUCUAAAGCUGUUUUUUUAUUUUUCCUAAAAUCCUGCAGCUGCGAUGACAAGUAAUGGACAAAAACGGAAGCUGUAAAGAUUACGAACGCUUAAUUUUUUUUAGACUUGGGGAACAAAACGGAUACUAAAAAAUAAAACCACCACGUGGGAUUUAACUUUUUCCUGCUUUUAUUUUUUAUUUUUUUAUAGAUAUUUUUUUUUUCUCCCUCUGUGGAGGAUGGACUAAGAUGGUUGACUUUUUUAAAUGAAUGUGAGUGGCCUACAGGCUGCACCUACCGAGAGUGGUGAACACACACUGAGAUCCUAAUAUAAAAUCAGGCUUUAUUUUUACUGUGUGUCUUCCUGCUGGAGACCACACCCCUUCAUACCAACGCUCUAAGAGACGGGACAGACCACUGGACACUUUCAAAGGGGGUGGUCAGGGAACCCAUUUCUGAAAUGGACCUCCUUGCUUGUCGGUUCCCACUCAAAAGGACAAACCACUGAGUUUUUGGGUAGAGUGCUGGGUUCGGGACUCAGACAGACCAUUGGUCAAUUCAAUGCCUUGAUGUGGAGGUCAAGGGUCAUGCAACAUUGAGGUCAUGUGUUAGGGGGGCUAUUGCGUUAAACUGGUUUCUGUUGGCACUGAGGUAGGGUUUUGUCUAGAAGGGAUACAUUUUUUGGCUAAAUUGACUUUUUGUAGCAGGUUUAGGAUAACUUACACCGCAGUUUAGGAAAAGGGUCAGGGUUAGUUAAAAUGCACCAAAAAUCAACUUUUUCCAUAAAUUUUACAAAAGCUGUAUCCUAUCUAGACAUGAUCCUUAGGAAGGGGUAUCUUCUCCCUGUUUGUGAUAUAGCGCAGGGUCAUAAAAGCAGCAGGCUCCAUAAUUGCUUCAUGAUGGACACUAUUGUGGAAAAUGUUGUGACACCAAUGAUGAACUCAGUGAGAUGGAAUAUUUAGGUCUGGCUCAUCAGCGCUGGGAUGAAGCCCACAGACUGGGCUCAAUGUGGAAUGUCCUCCUUUUUGUUGCCUCUUUCUCUCUAUCUGCUCCCCUGCUUCCUUCCCCUGAGGGGUCUCUGCCAACCUCUUCAUUUGAGAAUAAGUGAUACUUUAAAAAAACAUUUUUUUUUUUUUUUUUUGCUGGUUCCCCUCAUUUUGUUCAGCUGUUGUGCAGUGAUGCAUGAUGGGACAUGGAAGGGAAGGUCUUUCUCCCUCAACACAAACGUUAUGCUGUGGACCAAUUCCAGCUGGGGUGGGGACGGAGGGGGCAAGGAACAGGACAAAGUGGUCAGUAAGAAGAGGUUUUAAUAACAUCUGUUUUUAUUUGACCAUUUAAUUUUUUUAAAUCAUGUGAGACAAAAUGUGCUCGACACCGAGCAGCGACAACCAGGAAUUUAACCUCUGACCUCUCCCAGUGGUCACCUGGGAUCUUCCCCCUGAAGUGCGCACUUAUUCAAUCCCUCUCAUGGUUUUAAAAAUAAGGGAUUGGCGUGAGCCGCUGGAAACUGCUUAUACCAAUCCAAUGAUUUUAAAUUCACAAGGGGUAGUGAAGGAGUUUACUCUUCAGGAAGAAAAAUCUAGAAUUUGGGAGAGGGUGGGUAAAGAUUGGUGAGCAGUAGCUGAUGCAUUCAGAAACAAGGGUCUAUUCAGAAGGGUGAAACGUUCAGUGUUUUGUAUAUAUCAUAGACUUCUAGUCACACGAGAUGAGGUAACUGUGUCUUUAUCACUGUUCUAUGUGUAACAUAUUGGACGGUCCACCCCAUUGAAUAGACCUUCUGUUGAAUGGUUUGGAAUUCUCUCAGGAUGACGGACAGCAGGAGGGGCCUGAUGACUGAAUGUGUUUGGCCGUCAUUGGUCGCCCUUUAUCCAGUCAGAUCGAUGUGGACUGGACUCCAGGUGGAGAUACUGUGGGGGAAAUUGAUAGAUGGCCCUAAGCACAGAUUUAGAAUCCGUUUACUCUGUCCAACCUUACCUGACCUACUUGGGGAUGUCAACAUACUGACCCUGUCAGUGAUUAGGGGCAUUUCUUACCCAAUAUUCCAUGAGGCGACAUGGGAGUUGCCCCAUAGUACAGAUCUAGGAUCUGUUUACUCGACACCUAGCCUAUCCUGAACCAUUUAGGAGUUGAAGAGUAAAACUGACUGUAGAUCAGUACUUAGGGGCCACUUGAUCUAAAACCUGCUCGGAAUUAGAAUCAUGUACUGUUUUCAGUGAAAUGAUCGAGACCGAAGAGGUAUGUGGUGCUUAGAACUCAAAUUUUAAACAGGUCACACUAAUCCACCCUAUCAAUAUCCCCCCUAUCAAUAUCCCCAACAACUCAUGACACUCUCCUCUCCCCCCCACUACACCACUCUAACACUCUCCUCUCCCCCACCCCACUC
Molecule: messenger RNA, 5339 nt
Organism: Oncorhynchus gorbuscha (pink salmon)
Lineage: Eukaryota; Metazoa; Chordata; Actinopteri; Salmoniformes; Salmonidae
Product: PAN2-PAN3 deadenylation complex subunit pan3-like
Biological process (GO): nuclear-transcribed mRNA poly(A) tail shortening; mRNA processing; protein phosphorylation
Cellular component (GO): PAN complex; P-body
Molecular function (GO): protein kinase activity; ATP binding; poly(A) binding
Source: RefSeq, a predicted model, not a curated record